Pomacea canaliculata is the source of this 5127-nucleotide messenger RNA. RefSeq lists its product as uncharacterized. The transcript has 3 exons. The record is from RefSeq and is a predicted model, not a curated record. NCBI's taxonomy places the organism in Eukaryota, Metazoa, Mollusca, Gastropoda, Architaenioglossa, Ampullariidae. Gene Ontology annotation, molecular function: G protein-coupled receptor activity. The coding region runs from base 1964 to 3265 and encodes 433 amino acids. Gene Ontology annotation, biological process: G protein-coupled receptor signaling pathway. Gene Ontology annotation, cellular component: membrane.
AAAACUCUGAUACUUUGGUAAGAAAACUAAAAAUGGACAUUUUACGGCGGCAGGCGGGUAUAUCGAGGUAAACAAUCGACCAGUCGAAACAAAAACUGUUUUGUCCUGGGUGCGCCAUCUUGUUUCUAUUUGUUGCAUCUACUGACGGUAGGGUUGCCACGCAACACUGUUACUUCUGGCGGGGAGGGUGAUGCGGUUACUGGGACCACGAGGGGGAGGGGAGUGGAGUUGGGGCGGGGGGCGACAACAGAGGUCGCUGCAGGAGAUGGUGAGGAAGACACAGCAUUAGUUCCACGUCAUCCUAAUCGAACGGGGUUGGCAGGGAGCCAGAUGCAGCCUCGACAACUUAUUAGGGACGCAGCAUUAGUCAGAGGACAGAGGGCAAUCACAGUGCUAGAGAUCGUUAGUGGACGUUCGAUGGGGAACAAAUGGAUGUCGGAUGUUAUCCGCGGGAAAAUGGUCUUUCGAUGACGAUGGACUAGAAAAAUAAGCCAGUGAUCGUAGUCUGAAAAUGCGCUCUUCACUACAGUAAAAAAAAAUGUUAUUUGCUACAACGGAUAGAGAGCUGGAAACAUCAGAACCUUGGGAUGUGUGAAGAGCAGGAACUGUAGAGCUCUGUGGUGACUAAUGCUGCUUACGUACGACUACUACCAGAAUACCUGCCAGAGAUACCCUAGAAACUUCGAACUCCAAACAAGAUUAUCGCAAGUGUCCGUCCCCGAGACUGAGUCAUGAAGCGGGAGGGAUCAGAAGUUCUGAUUCUGUGACAACUAAACAAAAACAAACGAAGUGACGAGAGUUUCCCCUUCAUUAGUAUUCCCCAUACUCCCUACCGCUCGGUAAAUUUAUUUGCAUCCCCGUGUAGUCCCCGCUCGCACACUGUUCAGUGGAGUUUGUAUCAUUUUCACGAGGACGGCGAGCGGGACGUGGUAUCGACCGCCAGACCCGCGAGUUCUGCCCACGACUUGAUCAUCACAAUAUGACUCGGCGCUUCAUCCGGGCAAACGAAGUUAGUCGUGACGAGCAUGGCGAUACCUUGCAGGAGGAGCUGUCUGUACUGGAAGUCUCCUUAACUUGCUUCACUUCAGUUGCCAGAGUGUACGCCAUGAUGAAAGAACUGUCUGGAUGGCAAGACAAGUGAAAACAACUUUUUUCGGGGGUAGGAGUGAGGGAGGGGGAGCAAAACAGAUAACGAAGUAUAAAAUAGAUGUUUUGGAGCUGUCGUUCGGAACAGUCUUUAACCAUUGAUUCGAUAACCUAAGGGACACUAUCGGAACGAAGUUAUCUCCCCUCAGAAAUGUCGGUGGGUUAACCCCACGUUGCGAACCCUGAAAACAGCGGCGUCACAUCCGCUCUGGCAGAAAGAGGACUGCGAGGAAGGAAGGAGGAGGCACGACAAUGGUGUGGAGGGACAGCAGCCAGUCCACAACAAUGGUGCUUUUCAUUUAUUCUCCGGAAGACGUGGUGCAGGCUGGGUCUGGAUACAAAAGUAAAAUGACAUUUUCGUCGCAUGUUGGCGACACUUCCGCGCUUCGUCAACAUCCAACGAGCUCUGUCUUCCUUUUCUCCUCCCUGCUGGCCCUCUCACGCAGUCUCUUCUUCCAGUGAACUCGACAUCAGAGGACGCCGCCUUCUCGUCGCUGAUUUUCCUUCUUCUUCACCUCUGACCCCCGAUGCCCUGAUCUUCUCUGAGGGGAAGACGAAGAUCCCAGGUUCGAGGGCGUUCUCUCCAUCCUUCAAGGGUACCUGUGGGUAACGACCACGUCCUGAAGCUAACAUUAUCCUGCUCGCUGUGAGAACUCCUCAAUGAUCCAACAAUUCCGGGCUCAGGACAGGUCUUCACGUCCCGGCUUUGGCGCUUUCCUGCUGUCUGUGGGACAAUGUUCGCGAACUCACGAAAGACCUCCACAACCUAACCUUCGAGAUAUCAUGUGGAUGUGAGAAGUCUCAUCAUACGAUCGCCAUGAAUCUCAUAACAUCCUCCUCGUCGCCCACAACUUCCCUCAUGACCCUGAAGCCUUCACCUUUACCUUCGCCGUCAGGGUCGCUGGACCUCGCCCAGACGGAGCCCCUAGGGGACGGGGUUUACAGCGCAGAGUUGGUGUGGUGGGCGUGGGUGCUGGCGGAGGUGGUGGUGGCGGCUGUGAUCGUGGUGGGUGACGUGUCGCUGCUGAUGAUGUUCUUCACGCGCAAGCUGCUCGGUCAGUCCACUAACAUCCUCGUCUUUUCCGUCGCCAUCGCAGACCUCAUGACGGGGCUGCUAGUGCUGCCGCUGGACCUGCUUCAGAAGGUGGUGAACGACGAGUCAGGUUACAUGUGCAAAAGUUACUUCUACUUCUCCAACGUGUCCAAGACAGCCGUGAUCUACUCCGUCGCCAUGCUGGCCAUGGAGCGAAUAUUCGCGGCCAUCAGCACCACCUUCCGCAUCCUCUCCCCUGGCCGUUGCCUCUUCUUCUCCAGCCUCACCUGGUUCUUCGCCGCGGCCUACAACAUCUGGUCGGUCGUGUUAUACGACAUUCGCCGUCUGCGCUCUGCGCACGCCCACACUGAUGUCGAGACCGGAAGUGGUGUCAGCGUGGCCGAGGGAGGCACGGAGGAGGAGUCGUCAAUGACGUCAUGGUCGGCGUUCAGCUGGUUUAGCUACAACCGGGGAAGCAGCAGCGCCUACGUGUGUUACUCAUCCUCGCGGUUCGAGUACCUGACGGACAUCUUUGUCGUGCUGGACUUUCUAGUCACCUUCCUGGCUCCCGUCCUGGCAGCUUACAUCCUCUUCGGGGUGUUCUGGAAAAAUCGGAAGGCAGUUCGAGCUCCCGGGCGUCCCUAUCGGUCGUCCACCUCGGUCAUCGUCUUCAUCUUCGCCCUGCUCGUCUGCUUCACCUUCUCGCAUGUGCUAAUCGAGGUCGUGACCCUAGUGAUGCGCAAGCGAGGCCUGACUAAGGCGGAGAGUGGCGACUUGAAGCUGUACAAGGCCAGCCAGCUGCUGUCCUUCACUCGAGGCUUCUGGGAUGUGUUCAUCUUCGGGAUGUUUCGACAUUACGUGUGCCGGAAAGAGAGGGCGCUGGCUUUCUUUCGCGAGAGCAGGUACGGACAAGAUGGCAGCCUAGGCGCCUCCACCGCGCCACGGGCAGGUGAAAGGGGGGACGGGGGACCAAGCUCCCCCUUGACAUGUCUUACCGUCCCCAACACUGGACCCCCUCCGUCCACCAGUCUGCUGGACAGUGACCAGGAGCUUACGCCGCAUGCAUCCAGCGUCAGUGAACAGUGAACAAAGUAAACUGGGAAGUAAACUGUGCUCGGUUACCUCCCUUCCUGGUACGAAUAUACGAAAAUCUUUUACACCCACACCAUCAUUGAUGCCUUUACUUUCGAUAAUAUUUCUUUUAAAUCCUGAACAGCAUUUGUUCUCAUCGUGCAAUGAUUUUUUCCAACCUGUCCUCGUGACUAUAAUCAUCGCAGAAAAACUCACGUAUACCAUCAUUCCCAUCACCACUACACCACCAUGUCUACUAUCAUCAGAUAAAUGUUUAUUCUUUUUUAAUCCUCAAAGAGCAUAGGGCCGCAGAUCAGAUAAAUAAAUAAUCAGAAUUUGUCAUUUUCAGGUACAAUCUAGUUUUUGCAUAUUAUAAAGAAAUCUUUAUCAUACAGCUCAGUUAUUUCUGCUUCUUGUUUUCUUCACUAAGACCAUGCCUUGUGUAGGCUUCAAUUUAAAUGCUAAAAGAUCUUCCAGAAACACUCUGAUAUUUGAUUGACCCAUCAAUGUAGCCUUGUAACAUACAAAAAGACUAUAUGACUCUAUAUCAAAGGUACCACCCAUAAGAAUUCAAAAUACCUUUAGUAAAUAAGGUAAUUCAAUGCAAACCCUGACCUGAAGCACACAGAAGUUUUGUUUUAUUGAUGCUAUUGAUCAUUUGCCAAACUUCCGUUGAAGAGCCAUUGCGGCUGAAAACAUUCGAGCUUCGAUUUUCGGCGACAGGGAAGCUCGGUGUGUCCCAACGCAAAUACUCGUCCUCCCGCCAUCAUCGAUUGUCUCCCCAUUUGAUGUAACAAGAGAAUGAAAGACGUCCUUGACAAGUUCUUUGAGGUCCUGGACAUGAACAAACCUUUUCUCGUGUUUGCAGGCGGUGUUUUGCCUCGGGAGAUUCAAACAUCUGAAGCAAUUUUGAUAGUAUCAUAACAUUUUUCUCUGAAAACGAUAAUGAUCUAAUAUCAAUGGAAUUUAGAACACUUCCCUUUGAAGUACUUAAGGCACUUUAUAUAUAUAUAUCUAAAAAUUUACAUAAUUUAUUUUCGAUUUCAUAUUUAAUACUAUAUUUGCUAGCAUACAUAGCUGGGGCUGUGCAAUUUAUGCCUAUAAGAAGUUGAAAGCACUAUAUAAAUAGUAAACAUAUGGAGAUUGCCUAUAAUAACUGUAGUUUGAUAACAGAUACAUACAAACAGCACAUAGAUGUCCAUCAGCAAAGACAUUUUGAUGUUCAAAUGACGGAGUUAUGUUUUCAAACACGUUCUACAAUAUGAUAUAUUAAUCUUUCUUCAAAAAAUCAAGUAUUGUAAACUUCUUUAAAUUUUGUUAAAAAAUAAAUUUGUAAAAAUUAUAAAUAUAAAUGAACAUAAAAUGAAUGUAUGAAAUGAUCAACCGUUUGACAUAUAUUACAUCAACAUACACUGCAGUAGAGAGCCACAAUGAAUCGUAACCAACUGUAGCAUAAUUUUUCAGCAACAUAAACACAGUUUAAGUCAGUUUUCCUCAAGUAAUAUAACUGGAGCCAUAGGAAACCUCAUUUUUUGGUUGUCCAGUCAGUCUACAUCAAUUUAAGUCAGACACGAUAAAAUACUUUCUCCUCUCUCUACUGAAGCCCUGUAGUUGUAUGCUAACAUGUAUGCAACAGGCUUUAGGAAGGUGUUACAUCAUGUAAGGACUCCUUUCAGACUUUUAAAGUCAUUUAACUAAAAACGAAUCCCUCUAAAUCAUCAAGACAUUUUUGUCGUCAGACCACAUGUACAUUUAACAAAGCUUCCCUGGAUGAAAAUGCUUGUUUGUCAUCAUUCCUAAAAGCAGACUACUUUUAUAUCAAUAUUUACAGCUUUGGGCAUCACAUCUAAUUAAGAAAAUAAAAUUUUUCAUUUUAA